Molecule: messenger RNA, 806 nt
Organism: Zootoca vivipara (common lizard)
Lineage: Eukaryota; Metazoa; Chordata; Lepidosauria; Squamata; Lacertidae
Product: goannatyrotoxin-Vere1-like
Biological process (GO): neuropeptide signaling pathway; feeding behavior
Cellular component (GO): extracellular region
Molecular function (GO): neuropeptide hormone activity; neuropeptide Y receptor binding
Source: RefSeq, a predicted model, not a curated record
AGAGAGCUGCUAGCAGAGGCACGGGCGACUUGAAAUUUGCACCCCUCAGCAUCCAGCUUUUGCACCUGUUUCCUUUUGAUAAUGGUGGCCUCCCUGAAGUCCUGGCCUCUCAUGAUCGCUGUGACUCUGUGCAUCUUGUUCUGCCUGGGAACCUUGGUAGACGCCUACCCUCAACAGCCAGAGCACCCUGGAGAAGAUGCCUCCCCUGAAGAAAUGGCCAGAUACUUGUCAGCUCUCCGACACUACCUUAACCUGGUGACAAGGCCAAGGUUUGGCAAGAGGUCCAGCCCAGAGACCUUGAUGUCGGAGCUUAUUUUUGGAGACAGCAGCAGCAGCAACAGUGAAGCUAGCCGCGAUGACCGGCCAAGGUUCGAAGACUCCAACAUGUGGUAACGAUCUCGAUGCUCCUCAGCCGGCGGUCCAUCUGCUUCUUCUUUUUAAACAGGCAAAUCGUUGUGUUCAUUUUGCAUUUCUCAAAACCAAUUAAGCUGUGAUGAUUUAAAGAGAGCCCGUCCAUUCCCCAGCUUAGCUUUCUCCAUCCAAUACUGAAGAGGCUUGGGAAAGAAACUCUCACUGCAUCCCCCCUCCGAAAGACAACAAGAGUGCAAUGAGCCAGGCCUCUUUCUUCCUACAAGCCAACAGGGGGUGCCAGAAGAGUGCUUGUAAGACCCACCAGUACAAGGCCUCAUUAGGUCUACUCUGGGUUGUCCUGUACAUCAUGUGUGGGGGUGUGAAUAGGAGUAUGUGUGUGUAAAUGUAUGUAUUUUUAAUUAUUUCGGUUUGUCUCAAGAAUAAAAAGCAAGUUU